This is a messenger RNA of Nicrophorus vespilloides, 1262 nucleotides long. RefSeq names its product peptide chain release factor 1-like, mitochondrial (gene mRF1). Bases 43 to 1185 code for a protein of 380 amino acids. Gene Ontology annotation, biological process: translational termination. Gene Ontology annotation, molecular function: translation release factor activity. Lineage: Eukaryota; Metazoa; Arthropoda; Insecta; Coleoptera; Silphidae. The record is from RefSeq and is a predicted model, not a curated record. The transcript has a single exon.
AAAGUCGAUUUAUUAUUUUGUUAUAGUAUUCAUAAACGGGAAAUGUUUGUGAUUAAAUAUGCAUCGAGUAUUAUGUGCAGAGCGCAGAACGUACGUCUGCUGAGGCCGUGUAGUUACGCUAUAGAUUUAAAGAUUGGAGAUUAUUCUAUGUCCAAGUAUAUUGAAAAAUUGGUAAAAGAGUAUGAGUGUGGAGAUACACAGAAUGUUAGAAAGCAAGAGUUGAAGCCCAUUAUGAGUGUGCUUGAUCGCAGAAAAGAGGUGAUCAAGAAUAUUGAGAGUCUUAAGGAGCUUCUUUCUGAUCCAGAUGAGAGCAUCAAGAAGUUGGCAGAGGAGGAGCAAUUUGGUUAUGACCAGAAGAUUCUUGAACUUGAUGAACAUUUGAAAGAGGUUCUUUUACCAGCUGAUAAUGAGGAUAAUGUUAAUGCUAUUGUUUUAGAUGUGAGCUCUGGUGUGGGAGGUCAAGAGGCAAUGCUAUUUGCAAAUGAGGUGUUCGAAAUGUAUAAGGGGUAUAUAGAGUUUAAAGGAUGGCAAUGCGAGAUAGCCGAAUUUAUGAAUACAGAUAUUGGCGGGUUAAGGCAUGCCAGUUUAUUGGUUGAAGGGGAGAACGCCUACAAGUGCUUCAAAUAUGAAGCUGGAGUGCAUAGGGUUCAAAGAAUCCCUAGCACAGAGAAAUCUGGCAGGAUUCAUACAAGCACCAUAUCCGUGAACGUGCUUCCGCAGCCCACCGACAUCCAAAUUGAUCUGCAAGCUAAAGAUUUGAGAAUCGAGACCAAGAGAGCUUCAGGAGCUGGAGGUCAGCAUGUCAACACAACCGACUCGGCCGUUCGCAUUGUACAUAUACCAACAAACGUAGCAAUCGAAUGUCAAACUGAUAGGUCUCAAAUUAAGAACAGGCAGUUUGCAAUGCAGAGACUUAGGGCUAAACUAUACGAAAUGCAGUUGGAAGAGCAGUUGGCGAAGACGCAGGGCCUGAGGAAGAGUCAGGUGAGGACCAAAUUCCGAAACGAAAAGAUUCGCACAUACAAUUUUGGGCAAGACAGGAUUACGGAUCACAGGGUUGCCGGCAACGUGCACAACAUGAAAGUGUUCAUGCUAGGUGGAGCCCCACUGGAUGAUCUCAUCGAUAAAUUGGAUCAUCAGACAAAACUAGAAAGACUACGAGAAUUACUUGACGGCCAUAAAUAGCACUUAAAAUAUAUUUAAUAAAGUUUAGUUGUUUAUAAGCUAUUUAAUUCGCAACCUUACAUAUCAAUUAUAAUAAA